UAGGAUAUAAGUUUUCCAAUGUACAAGCCCCCACCCGCCUACCCCCCUUCCAAGAGGUUCAGCCAACGGUCCAGCUUCCAUAUGCUCGCACGUCCAGGGGGUACAAAGGUAUCAAAUAUUAUCAGAGUUGAGCACAACCCCAGCCUAGGGCCCUCUUUCCCUCCUUCAAAAACUGCGUCACAAGCCCUCUGCGAACCUUCACAGGGCACCUCGUUCCACCCGGAAUCCCCCUCCACCACAAGGGGAACGACCUCGGCCCCAAUUGGCUAUCACCCUGGGCAACCAAGGACGCGGUGGGCACGCGGCGGCUCCGGCCGGUAUUUAAAGGCUGCCUCUGCCCUCGGCCCCUCAGUCCCACCAGGACUGCGACGGUGAAGCACCUGGGUUGGGAGUGAGCUGCAAGGUAACGCGCAACCCUUGCCUCCCCGGUUCCCAGCCCGCGCCUCUGCCGAGGCGGGUGUGUGUGGGACCCGGGAGCGGGUCUCGCUGUGCGUCGCCCACCAACACCUUCCUCCCCCACCAUCCUUACCCAGCCCCAGUCCCGCCCAACCCACCUGGGCAAGACAACUCGGGUGCGAAGAGAUUACGAAGGAAGAGCGAUCAAGCAAGCGGAGAAGAGGGAGAAGAGGAGUCCUCUUGGAGAGAAAGGCGUGAUCCCGGGAGCAGGCACGUGGUGCUGAGCGGACUAACGAGGCUCUUCAGCUCUUCGGAUCUGGCCAAACUUGACCGCUACCCGGACGCUUCCAUUUAGACCUCCCGGAGCUCCCUGAACGAUGACCCAGACUCUCCACAAAAGGGAGGACCCUCUGAACCUGGGCGGCGGCUGGGCAUCCUCGGCCCCGUUAGGCACCUGGUCUUCCUGGCACCGAAGGCGCAGGGGCGCUCCAAUAAACAAGCGGCGCUACCGCUCUGGUCCCAAGUCUGAGUAUGAGCCCCCCAGGAAGCAACAGCACGGUCCGGGCCCCUGGUUCCAACCACCCCGACGGCCCCACUGGGAGGUGUACUCUAACUGGGGGCGCUGGGGAGGGCCCUGGCGCCCACCUCCAGAGGGAUGCUGGAGGCCUCCAGGCCGAGUGCAAGUGAUCCGGGUGUACGGGCUGCAGCCGCUCUGCCUCUGCUGCUGCUCCUGCUGGCGCAGGCCCUGGAGCCCGCGCUGGGCCAGGCCCCCGGGCAGGAAGAAGCGCUGGGGCCGCAGGGGCCGCGGCCUGCGCCGCCACCCUCGCCGCUCCUUCCCCAGGAGCCCGCCCGUGGAUCUGAGCACGCUGCUCCGGCCGGUCAACCUGUACGGGUGGCGGGCACCCGGCAUGCGGGCGCCGCGGAACACCACCCAGUUCAUCAUGAAUCAGAUCUACGAGGACAUGCGGCAGCAGGAGAAGCUGGAGCGCCAGCAGGAGGCGCUGCGGGGGCAGCAGGCCCAGGCGCGCGGCCCGGCCUCCCCCGAGGGCCCCUCCUGGAACGACGCGCCCCCCAGCGGCGGCGAAGAAGCCGCGGAGCUGCGGGAAACUUUGUACAGCUUUGCGCAGAACCCGCCUCUGGUCUUCCCUCCGGACCAGUCUCCGACAGCACGGCUGGGGGAGGAGGAGGAGGACGACGAGGAGAAAAAUGAGGAGUAUGAUGAGGAGGAGUGUGACGGGAAGGAAGAGGAGAGCGAGGAGGAGGAGGAGGAGGAGGAGGAGGAGGCAGAGGCCGAAGACGAAGAGGAGGUCCAAGAGGCGGACUGUGUGGAUGAGGGGGAGGAGGAAGAGGAAGAGGAGGAGGAGGAAGAAGAGGAGGAGGAAGAGGCGGAAGAGGAAGAAGACGAGGAAAUAGAAGAGGAGGAGGAAGGGGUGGAAGGGGAGGAGCAGAGGGAGGAAGAGAAUCACUUACCUCUGGAAAUGCCUUUAUCGUUCCUAGUGGGCGCUGAGGAAGAGAGAGAGAACUUUAUAAACUGUACUUAUUUAAGCCCCACGCAGGUAAUUCCCAAAAUGCCGCAGGAAGCUCUCUUCAUGUUAGACGACAUUAACUGUUAGACAUCAGGAAAGGGAUUGAGAAUGAGACGGAACUGAUUUGAGGCUAAACUGCAUUAGUAACUUAUUAAAACCUAAUUUAAAAAGUGGGUUCCAUUAAUAAACAUAUCUAUGUAAAGCCCUCCUUUGACCAUUAUAAAACAUUUAAAAAUU
Panthera uncia (snow leopard) is the source of this 2159-nucleotide messenger RNA. It is a transcript of the gene CCER1, whose product is annotated as coiled-coil glutamate rich protein 1. The record is from RefSeq and is a predicted model, not a curated record. The transcript has a single exon. NCBI's taxonomy places the organism in Eukaryota, Metazoa, Chordata, Mammalia, Carnivora, Felidae. The coding region runs from base 774 to 2009 and encodes 411 amino acids.